Molecule: messenger RNA, 2760 nt
Organism: Owenia fusiformis
Lineage: Eukaryota; Metazoa; Annelida; Polychaeta; Sabellida; Oweniidae
Source: the annotation of a GenBank genome assembly
AAACAUAUAAAACGAGAUAAUUAUAAUCGGAAUAUGUAGAUAAAUAUAAAAAGUACAUAUUAGCAGAGCAAAAAAGGAACAUGAUUGCUAAUGUAUUCAGAAAACAGUGAUUGGAUCUGUAAUAUUUGUAAAAAAUAGACAGGAGACAAUGGCUUUAGCAACUAAAACAGUGACUUUCAAUGCUGCCACAAUUGGCCCACAGUCUUGGAGAAAUAACACAGUCAAAGGAAUAAAGUUAUCACAAAAUGUUGUUCAGAGAAGUGAUAAAUCUUGUGAAAUAGGCAAAGCUUUGGAUCCCCUCCCACAUCUUAGAGACACUCUAGCGCAACUAAGCAAUGAUGAGGCAAGAAGGUACUUUCGUGAAGUACGAGCUGUUGUUACCAAACUUCGAGAAAGUUUACUCGAAACUAACGAAGAAAUCAAAUCGCUAACCAGAGGAAAAGAGGCGCUUGAAAAAGCACUGGAACACAAACGUAAAGAUUUAAUGUUAAACAGAGAAAGCACAGAUAUCAGAAUGUCUAGACCCGCAAGAGAAAAGGAUCGUGAUGGAGCUGAUGAUUUACUUGGAGCCGAGCGUCAGCAUUUGCUUAACUUGAAGAGACAACUCGAAGCCCAACUGAAACUAGUCCAACAACAGCUACAGGUUUUGGAUGGGGCUAGAAGACGCUUGGCAGGAACCGUCCAAGAACGCUCACGUGUUCUCGAUCUUAUCUGUCACGCUAUCUCAUCUGUCAACAAUUUCCCGAUUCACUCCCAAACAGGAUCCGGCCGAUAUGGUCUACCCCCAGCUGACCCUUUGGGAUCUUUCACCCCCGAGGCGGAACAAGCACUACAACAGGCUGAUGAUGCCAGAGGACGCUCUAAUCAUCUACGUUAUGAACUCCGGGAUUCAAUUGACCGAACAAACCGUUUACAGAAAUCUGCUGCUAAAUCAGUUAAUGAUGGAAUGACAGGGAAAAUUGCUGAGACUAUUGGACUCAAGCAACACUUGCAAGUGACAGCUGGAGAGAAUCGUCAUGCAAUCCACCGGUCUCAGCGCUGGUAUGAUGCGACCGAUCGUGCCCGAGGCUACUCUCUAGGCCCAGAGCUUUACUCUGAUUUGGUAUCCAAAGAGAGGCUUGACAGACCAAUUAUUCGUGUAUUGCAACGACAUCCUGGAACUCAACUACCAGAAGCCCAAGGAAUUAUUAACGGUGGAAAUGGUCUUUUAGAAUCACUCACAUCCACUAGCAGAAAUAUAGGACUACUAAAGCUUUCGAAACUUAACAUAGAAAAAGACAUUCUGGACAAAAAUAAGGCCAGCGAAAUAGACUCUCAAAUAGUACGUUUACGUCGUCGCCGUGGCAAUCACCGAUGGGCAAUGGGAGAAGCGUUUUAACUGCUGAUUACGAAUAAAAAAUGAACAUUACAUCACAAACGUUAAGGAGAAGAAAGUCAUUCUUUGAAUUUGUUUAAAUGUUUGUACUGUUUUUUCGAAAAUGUUUGUGAUAAUGUUUUCUGCAGUAUUGUCAUCAGUAUUCAGUAUUGACCAAAAACAUAAUAUAUAACAAGGUUUAGGGGAAUAUCAACAAUAUUAUAUUAUAUCGCACAUUUGCAUUAAAGUAGUUUAGAUACUGGUUUAAAAACCCUUGCCACAUUUUUAACUCAUAUAUUCUUAACUUUUCUUUGUCAACUUUUCUCUAACGAUUAUUUUCAGCAUUUACACAAAUCCUUCAACUUAUCAAACCUAUGCACGUCAGAUUAAACUUAUAAAUUUAACUAUGGAUGAGACACCAACAGAAUUAGCAUUUAAAGGCAAGAUGUCACAACGAAACAGUAUUUAGUUACUAUAGUAAAGUAGUAUUACAAUUAAGUAUUAAAGCAUUAUUACUAACUCACUGCUAAUGUUCUCAAAAUAUGCAAAAUUAUGCAUUAAUUGAAAUUUAAUGUAGCGAUCAUGCUCUUAAAAAUGAUCAGUAUUUGCAUGGGGCCAUGCUCCAAGUAGUAUUAUGAUGUCAUCACAUCACUAGGCCUUAUUUUUGUGCCUUCUAUAUCUGUUUCAACUUUACUAUAUUCUUAUACAUUUUUACUAUGUAUGAUUUUAAAAAGAAAAACCGUGUCACAGAUUCAAUAUAGAUCAUGUAUAUUUAUUUACAGAUUGUAGAUAAUCUGAUUGUUUUUUCUAGAGAUGCAUGUUGUAAACUUUAUAAUUGUAAUAUUUUUGAAUCUGUAACUGUAAAAAAUAUCAAAGUGGUCGAAAAGUCAAAUAUUUAAUUAUUAUUCAUAUGUGGUGAAUUUAUAGCAAGAAAUGAAGUUCAUGUAACUAAGAUAUAAACAUGAAGUUCAUGAUACUCAGAUAGUGAAUUGACUGAGAGAGCCAGAUUAAAAUCAAAAUAAUGAACUUAACGACCACAAUGAUUCUCUACCUUGAAUGGAACUAGAUUUCAUGUAUUUCCAAUCUUUUCGUUUGAACCAAUUGUAAUCACUUAUGAAAUUAAAAUUUACAUAUGCAUAAGUGCCGAUGUACAACGCAAUACUCUACUCAAUAAUGCCCAGCUUUAAUGGACAUUUGGUAGUUUUGCAAAUUAUAAUGUUAUAUAUUGGUAUAUUUUUUAUCAAAUCAUGGUGUUACACUACUGAUGAUCAGAUAUGUGACUUCAUCAGAUGUGUGACAUCAUCAGUGAUGUAACGCCAACAAUAUAAGAAGUGUCACAAAUCGACAGCUCAGAGCUGUAUUGUAAAUAUUACCUAUGCAAAUAAAAAUAUGUCAUAUUAUAUAAA